UAGUAAGUUACUACAUCACAAAUAACUUCACGUAUUUAAAAUACAUAUUGUUAUUAGAUCUUUGUAAAUAUCUUUCGAUAAAAUAUACUCCCUCCGUGUUUUUUAAAGUGUUAUACUUACUAAAUCCAGCCGUGUUUUGAUAAGUGUUACACUUCCAUUUUUGGCAAAAAGUUACAUCAAAAUAUUAUAUCUCUUUCCACUCAUGGUCCCUAUCCAAACCACUACUACUUUUUUUUUUUUUCUUAUUUCUCCUCUCACAGUCAUUACCUUUCAUUAAAUUAUUAAUCCUACUAUCUUUCUUUUAUAAUUUUUUUAAUAUUUUAAUUACCCCACCAACCUCUUAUUUUAUUUAAAUCAAUUAAAUUGAAUAAAAUUAUAAAUCAAUCAAACUGUAAUACUUAAAAAACACACUGAGGGAGUAUAUUUUGUGCAUUUUGGACGAGUACACCUAAUGGUGAGAAAAUGAAAGAAAACCGCCAAAUAAUUAAACCCAUCAUUCUUUUAUGUCGUACAACAUGAUUCAAAAUAUCCAAACCCAAAAAAACCAUCCAAACAAACAAAAAGAAAUAAUAAAAAAUUCAAAAUACAAUCCAUGCUAACGAACAUUUCUAUAUAAAGUUGACUACUUAUUCCCAUUCUCUCUCUUCUUCUUCAUCACAUCACAUUUUCUCUGCAAUUUCUUACUCAUCUCCAUUUUUCUCUCUCCUUUCAUCAUUUUCAUUCUCAAAUAUUCAGCUACCUCUUCAAACCCACACUAUCUGGUAACCAUUUUUUUUUAAAAAAUAUAAAUUAUACUGUAUUUUUUUCUUACUAUUUUCUCUCUCCUCUUCCAGGUUAAACGAUGUCGUAUCAUGGCGGUAGCAGCAGCAGCAGAGACGGUGGACAAGGCUACGGCGGAGGCAACUCCAGCGGUCAUGUUAGACGUGGAGGAAGAGAUAACCGCGGUAGAAGGGGCCGAAGAGGAGGAGGUGGUGGUGGUUCAGAGGCACCGGACGUCGGGACAUUGACGAAGAAAAUCUGGGUAGAAGCGGCGGCGGGUGUAAGGAUGAUCGAUGGAAUGAAGAAUCUGAAAGUGUCGGAGUCAUUGUCGUCGUCUUCGCAAGGUCAUGAACCGCUACUGAUACCGAAACGGCCUGGGUCUGGUACUGUUGGACUCCAUGGUGCUGUUCGCGCUAAUCACUUCCUCGUUCAACUACUUUCUGUUAAUGAUUUUCGUCACUACGAUGUAAUUUUACUAUCUCUCUCAUCUUCUCCAUUUUUGUGAAAACUUUUAUUCCUUGAUGAUCACGUCAUUAUUUCUGUGAAUCUGGUUGAUGAAUGGGUUGAUGGAUGUUAAUUUUAUUUAUUUUUUAUUUUAUUUAUUUAUUUAUUUUUAACUGGAUUUUGAUGGUAGUUUUGUCUUAAUUUGAUAUUACCUUGAUUUUUUUUAAAAUUAUUUAUUACUUAUUAUUAUUGUUAUGAGUAUUUAUUUUUGGAAAAGGGUGUUGAUGGUAAAUACGAAUAAUGUCACAAACUCACAAUAUUUGUUGUAAAAUGUGUGAGUAAUUUUGGGUAUAAUGUUUUUGUGUUGCUGUUUAUCAAUGAUUCCGAUUUAAGUGAGAAUUAGACGUCGUGUAUUUUGGGUCCUCUUUCAAAACGAUGAUUCAUUACCAAAAAAAAAAAAAAAAAAAAAAAAAAAACCCUCCCUAAUAAUAAUGGUUAUGUUAUGAUCGAAUAAUAUUGUUGGGUUAAACUGUUUUUGUAAAAAGGAAAUGUAAAACCCACUUUUUAAUAUUUUUUUUUUUUUUGUUACAAUUUCUGAAUAUUGGGUGUUAUUCUGUAACGUUAUGCACAUUGAUGGGUUUCUAUUUCUAACGAAUUUAGCUUACACAGUUACACACAGUUUAAUGGUUUUUUCUUGUAAAAUGAUGGGUUUUACGGAGUAG
This is a messenger RNA of Chenopodium quinoa (quinoa), 1925 nucleotides long. RefSeq names its product protein argonaute 18-like. The record is from RefSeq and is a predicted model, not a curated record. Bases 842 to 1264 code for a protein of 140 amino acids. NCBI's taxonomy places the organism in Eukaryota, Viridiplantae, Streptophyta, Magnoliopsida, Caryophyllales, Amaranthaceae. The transcript has a single exon.